GAAACACCACACGCGCGCGCAGACUCACUCUUAAAGUAUCCUGUAAAGGCACAGACGCUACAGAAAUCGGUGCAGCUCCGUGCGCGAGAGGAACGAAAGGAGAACUCUCACUGAUGUCACCGGGGGCCGUGCAGAUCAUCUGAGCUCUUAACAUCAUGUUAUACGGUGUCGUUUCUCCGACCGCGUGCGGCGCUCCUCUGCUGCAGCCCGUCUGGGACGAGAUACGCGAGCGCUCGGGGGAGCGCGCGACGCCGCUGUGGAGCGCGUGCCUGGCUUUCUCGGUUCACGUCCUGCUCUCGGCGCUCUUCCUCGGGCUCGAUGUGCUCGGCCCGCGCGUGCCGUGGAUCAGUCGGUACAGGAUCCACGGGAAGCCUGUCAGCCUGCGCCGCUGGUUUCGCUGCCUCGUGCGGAUUUCGUGGAAGUACGCGCUGUGCAUCUUGCCGGUGAGCGCGUGGAUCGGGUACGCCGGAUUCGCGCAGCACGAGCGCGCGGCUGCUGCUGCUGCUGCUGCGCCAUCGCUGCUCGUCGCGUGCUCGGAGUGUUUUUCUUGCUUGCUCGUGUUCGACACCACCUUCUUCUUCGUGCACUACACCGUGCACAGAAACCCCUGGCUCUUCAAGGUCUUCCAUCAGUCUCAUCACAUGAACGUACACCCUUUCGCACUGGCGGCUCAGGACUCCAGCAUCAUCGAGCUCGUCUCUCAGCAGGUGUUGGCCAUGUUUAGCAUCGUGGUGGUGGGCUGCCACCCGGUCAGCCAAAUCCUCUUCCAUCUGCUCAACAUCUGGCUGGCGGUGGAGGACCACUGUGGGUACGAUUUCCCCUGGGCUCUCCACAGGAUAUUGCCCUGCUUCGGAGGAGCUCCUUUCCACCAGGCCCAUCAUCAGCACAUUACUGGGAACUAUGCACCGUACUUCACACACUGGGACCUCAUAUUUGGUACGGCAAUACACACGUGAACGGACGUUUGUUUUGGAAGGAGCUGGAGAUGUGGAUAUGGAUUUUUUUUU
Ictalurus punctatus (channel catfish) is the source of this 1007-nucleotide messenger RNA. It is a transcript of the gene ch25hl3, whose product is annotated as cholesterol 25-hydroxylase like 3. NCBI's taxonomy places the organism in Eukaryota, Metazoa, Chordata, Actinopteri, Siluriformes, Ictaluridae. The coding region runs from base 156 to 956 and encodes 266 amino acids. Gene Ontology annotation, molecular function: C-4 methylsterol oxidase activity; steroid hydroxylase activity; iron ion binding. The transcript is spliced from 2 exons. Gene Ontology annotation, biological process: cholesterol metabolic process; sterol biosynthetic process. The record is from RefSeq and is a predicted model, not a curated record.